UCCGACGAGUCAGCUAACUCAUAUGAGUGGCUGCUUCAGGUUUUUUUGGAGGCAAUGCACGAGAAGCAUCCCAUUUCAGCGAUCACAGACGGCGACGUUUCAAUGGCCAAAGCCAUAUCAUCAGUCUGGCCUAGCACAUAUCACCGUCUGUGCAGCUGGCAUAUCGAGCAGAAUAUGGUGCUUCACCUCCGAAAGGAAAAGCUUAAGGAAUUUAGGAAAUUUAUUUACUAUGCCAUGGAGGUUCAUGAGUUUGAGAGACACUGGUUGGCUUAUAAGAAGAGAUUCAGAAUCACAAGGAAAAAGAAAGAUGCAUGGAUUCACAGGAUGUACGAGCUGAGAGAAAAGUGGUCUGUAGCAUAUAACAAGGGAAGGUAUUUCCUAGGGAUGUUGAGCAAUCAGAGGAGUGAGUCUCUAAACUCAAGGCUUCAUGUGCACCUGAAUAGGAGAAUGAAACUCGUUGAUCUCGUGCAACACAUUGAACACUGUGUGUCAGUUUUGCGUAGGAAUGAAGCAGCAUUGGACGCUGUAGCUUCGCACACAAUCUCCUUCACUAGAUUGACUGCCGAUCCACUUGAGAUAAGUGCCUCAUCUAUUUAUACCCCUGUUAUGUUCAGUAAGGUAAAGGACGAGAUUGUCAACUUAUCAAGAUGGAAUGUUCUUGAGGUGGAAGAGGACACUGGUUUGGUUAGCUAUGGAGUUGCUCGCAAAGAGUCGGUGCACGUUAGGUUCCAUGUCACAUGUAUUUUUGAUGGAUCUAAGAUGGAAAGUGCAUAUUGUGGAUGUAGGAAGAUGGAAAGCGAGGAUUUUCCAUGUGCUCAUAUAUUUUGCGUUUUGAAGUACAAUGGGAUAUGCACCAUCCCCGCAUGUUGUGUGAAGGCUAGAUGGACAAUGCAAGCCAAGCCUGCUUUCAGUUCUGUGAGGAGUGCCAAUACACAUGUAUGGUCAGAACAGAUGGAUAAGUACCAUGAACUGCGCAAUAUGGCUAGUGAGGCUUUAUUCACGGCCUCAGCUAGUGAAAUGCAGUCAGAAAAGGUGAUGGAGUACCUGAGGAGCAUAUUGGACGAGGGCAACAAAAAUGAUGGGAAUACUGGCACGCCAUCAUUUGUUCCUAUGCCGGCUUAUUUUUCUGGGGCGCGGCAAUGGUUUACAGAUCAAGUCCAAGACCCUAAACCAAUAAUAAAUCCCAAAGGCAGACCAGCCAAAGAAUCGAAUAAGAGGUUGAAGCCAUUCCUGGAGAAUUUGCAAGCAAAAAAGAAAACAUUGAAGAAAGUUCAUGGUCAGUUGAGUAGGGGGAGGAAGAAAAAAGUGAACAAUACUAUAGAAGAAGCAGGAGAAGAAGAAGGAGGAGAAGGAGAAGGAGAAGAAGAAGAAGAAGAAGAAGAAGAAGAGGCGGCAGAAGAAGAGGAUCGUGCUAAGAAGAGGAAACCGGUGAAGAAAGCUUCAGCAAAGGUGACUGAAGUUAGUAUGAUGACUCGGGGGAGAAAGAGAAAAGAGAACAAUGACGAAGUGUGUGCUAAGAACAAAAGACCUUUCAAGAAAACGGCUGGAAAGUCUAAGUAGACAGACAAGGGGGACAAAGAAAAGAUGACAAUGAGGCCACUUUCUGUUUGCCAUUAUUCUAUCGAAUUGUUGGUCACAAGUGUUAUACAUUCAGUUUUUUACUACGGAAUUUAUCAUCAGAGUUAUAUUUGUACUUUGAAUGAGAUGUACAUGCACGCUACAUUUUCCCGUUUAUGAGAUUGGAAUUUAAAAGAUGCAUCAGUGUUGACUCUUGUUGUUAUCGUACUGCAUGACUACCCCAUCUUCUCUUUGUGUUUGUGUGAAUGAACAUACUUGCAGUUUCUCUCGUGCUAAUCCUUCUCACAGCGGUCAUGCAUGGCCGUGCCAGUCGUACGUUAUACAUGGAAUUGAUUGAUCAUGUUUCCAUAAUUGAUCUGAA
Molecule: messenger RNA, 1939 nt
Organism: Aegilops tauschii subsp. strangulata
Lineage: Eukaryota; Viridiplantae; Streptophyta; Magnoliopsida; Poales; Poaceae
Source: RefSeq, a predicted model, not a curated record